Salvelinus fontinalis (brook trout) is the source of this 3251-nucleotide messenger RNA. RefSeq names its product nicotinamide nucleotide adenylyltransferase 1 (gene nmnat1). Gene Ontology annotation, biological process: NAD+ biosynthetic process. The transcript has 4 exons. The record is from RefSeq and is a predicted model, not a curated record. Gene Ontology annotation, molecular function: nicotinate-nucleotide adenylyltransferase activity; nicotinamide-nucleotide adenylyltransferase activity. The coding region runs from base 165 to 479 and encodes 104 amino acids. Lineage: Eukaryota; Metazoa; Chordata; Actinopteri; Salmoniformes; Salmonidae.
UACAGGAAGUGCAUUACAUUUUAAAGAGUCAUUUCAGUGUUAGGUUCCUUGUAUCUUGGGGAAAUCAAGCGAAUGUUUUCAGGGAUCUGGGAAGAUUGAGGGAUUGACACGUUUGCGGGUGAACUGUCCUAGACUGUCCUUAUCGUUCCUAUGUACUGUAAUCAAUGGAGCCUCAAGAUCUAACCAAAGUGGUUCUGCUGGCUUGUGGGUCUUUCAACCCCAUAACCAAUAUGCACCUGCGUAUGUUUGAAUUGGCACGGGAUUACCUGGAAGAUACAGGACAGUACAUAGUUGUGAGGGGCAUCAUCUCUGCAGUGGGUGACGGCUAUAAGAAGAAGGGUCUGAUUGAGGCCUGUCACCGUGUAGAUAUGGCCAGGCUGGCCACAGACACCUCUGACUGGAUCAAGGUAGAUGCAUGGGAGAGCCAGCAGCCUGACUGGGUGGAGACAGCUAAAGUGAUGCGUUCUGGGAUGGUCUGAGUGUCCACUGUGGAUCUGGGGAGGGCUGGACAGCUUCCUCUUCAGGGUCCCUCCAGUCCAUCUUCUGUGGCUCCUUCGGGUUCUGGGUUAACUGCGACAGGUGCAGUCAGGGUGAACACUGUAGCCUCUGGAAAUAUCUUUGCUGACAGUGGAUAUUACUGGGUCCCGGAGCACAUUGCAGAUCCUCGCGCAGGAUAGUCCCAUCUUUAGAGCAGUGAAGUUCACAAAGGCUUCAGCCUCGGGCUGGGCCUUUAUGUUCCAAGAUGCACACUCUGAGAUACUGUCUUAAGAGUUGUUGGCAGUCAUCGCUUGGCAAGUGGCUCUGACUCCUGGUGAGGGGAUUUCAAACCAGUCUCCAGCCUCUUCAGCACUGAUGUGUGGACAUCUUGAUAGGGCAUCAGCAGCAAUGUUCACUCGCUCUGGCUUGUACUACAACUUGAACUCGUAGUUGGCGAGAGCGGCCAUCCCCCUCUGGCCUGUAGCAUCCAGCUUGGCAGUGGCUUGCACAUAGGUGAGGAGGUUAUUGUCCUUGUGCACCAGGAAAUUUGCUCCGUACAGAUAAUCAUGAAACUUGUCCGACACUGCCCCCUUUAUCCCCAGGAACUCAAGCUUGUGAGCUGGAUCUUCUCUGUCCUGGACAAGGUCCAGCUUGCAUAAGCCACUGGUCUCCAUCCCUCAGGGUACUCCUGGUAGAGCACUCCACCCUGCCACUGACUGGCGUCAGUGUGGAGGACGUAGAGCUUCUCAGGGUCAGCGAAGGUGAGCACAGGUGAGCUGGUGAGGCGUUCGAUGAUGUUCUGGAAGGCUCUCUCACACUGCUGUCCAUUGUUUUCCAAACAGCUCCUUCUCCUCCUGGUAGGUGACUCUAGGGGGAGGACUGGUGGGCGUGCCAUUUUCUCUUGGGGGCGUAACCUCGGAAUCUCAUGGAGGGAUCUUACGACAGAAGUGUAUCCUUUUCACUUACCACCGGUAGUAUCCACAGAACCCAAGAAACGACUGGAGGGCCUUGAGGUUUUCUGGUCUGGGCCAUGAGGGGAGGGCAUCGAUACCUUGGUCGGAGACUGUGGCCCAGGUAUUUCACUGAGGUCUGGCAGAACUGGCACUUGUCGAUGGAGGCCUGAGGCUUUCCAGACAGUCCAGGACCUUCAUCAGCCUUUCUUCAUGUCCCUUCAAGGUUUUCCCAAACAGAAUGAGGUCAUCCAGGUAGACCAGCCCUGCAAGGAGGUUCAUGUCGCCGACAUCCUUCUCCAUUAUGCAUUGGAAAGUAGCUGGUCUGGAACGGUUGGACCCAGUGAACAUGGAGGGGUCUCCCUGCAUGGGGGGCUCAGGACACACAAGGGCAAGAGUUUUUCAAUGGGCUGCUGGAUGCCUACAGCGUCACAGGAGAUCUCAAUGGUGAUGCUGAUAUAGCCGUCAUAGGGUAGUUGCUCUCACUUAGGCCCCACAAGGUUAUUCCUUCUAAAGGCCGGAGAAGGAGGUGUUGUCUUUGUAGAACUACCGGUGGAUGCUUGCCACUGUCUACGAUGGCAUGACAGGGUUUUCACUUUUACAGGAGACACUGUAGGCUCCUUUACUGUCCCCCUCUGCUGUUUCCUGAUCUUCCUUGAGCACGGAUGAAGCUUCUGUUGAAUUCCUCUACAUUCUCUCCUUUUCUGACAGUUCCUGGAAGAGUGGCCAUCUUCACCACAGUUAUAGCAGAAUACAUUUUAAUUUCUCUUUGGCCCUGGACAUGUAGCUGGUCUGAGUUAGAUGGAUCACCAUUGCAGGUAUGGUGUUCUUCUACCUGUUGGUGGAGAGCUUUGAUUUUGGCCCUAGCAUCUGAUGAUGGCUUCAAUGAUCUGUUCAGGUCUUGAGGCUAUUGCUUGGGGUGUGGCAAGGUUCUUCAGCUCGCUAUCUGAGAUCUCUCAUCAUCAAGGUCUGUAGUUUGUCUGUUAAAUCACUACGGGGUGCUGACAUAGGAGAGAAAGUGGUGGUGGGUAUUUGCUCAGGAGAGCGAGGAGUUACAUUUCCUAGAUAGAUCAACUGCCACUUGAUGCCUUUUUACUCAUCUUCAACCACACAAUGCAGUGAGAUCCAGAAGAUAAUGGGAGAAUCUCCCCAAAUACAGGUGUGCCAAGCUUGUAGCAUCAUACCCAAGAAGACUCGAUGCUGUAAUCUUUGCCAAAGGUGCUUCAACAAAGUACUGAGUAAAGGGUCUGAAUACUAAUGUAAAUGUUAUAUUUCAGUAUUUUUUUUUUUAAAUAAAUGAGCAAACAUUUCUAAAAACCUGUUUUUGCUUUGUCAUUAUGGGGUAUUGUGUGUAGAUUGAUGAGAACUCUUCAAUCAAUUUGUAACGUGGAAAAAGUCAAGGGGUCUGAAUACUUUCCUACGGCACUCAUGGUAGGGUGGGGUAUGCAAAAUGUCAACUGAGCACCUCUCUCCUUAAUGUUUUAGCCUUCAGGUUUCAUAAAGCUACUUUCUGACUACUUCUGCCAUGGGCAAAUACAGUAUGUAUAGCAAGUUUUGUUCAAAUCAAAGGUCUGCGGUCAAAGUUAUUGAAAACAAAUGGAACGACCCAAAAGUAAUUUAGUUGUGACAUUUUGUAAACAUAAUAACAAGUGAAGCUACUCUGCCAUGAUCCUUGCUUGGUUCCAUUGGGCUUUAUCUCCCUCGUGUCAAUUGAAUUGUUGUCUGCACUUAAGGCAUCAUUAUAAAGAACUGAUGACAGCGGAACAGAACAAUGACUAUGUGGACACUGCAAAGAAGAGGAGGAUUGAGGCGACAAAGCACGCU